CCAGAAUCUGCUCGCUAUAAAACAGGCACCGCACGUGAGCACUUCGUAGUUCGCACUUAGCAAUUCACAGAAUUUUCCGCAAGUAAAACCGUUUUUAGUAAAACUGCUUUUAGUAAAACCGCUCUUAAAACUGCUCGUUCUUAUUAGUAAAGAUAUAUGUCGCAAAGUUACGCCGCUAUAUUCGUCUUCGGACUUACCUCGACGUCUUCGCCAUUUCAGUUCCUGAAACUUUGUACAUUUUUUGGAGAUUCAACAGGUCCCUUCUUCCAAAUGAAGAGACCUCAAAAACACAAAUACAAAUCUCCCAUUUCUACCUAUUAAGAGAGAAGAGCAAUUGAAUUUAUGGAAGCAUUUUUAGAACAAAAGAACAAUUUUGCAGCUGUAGUGAAUAAACAUCUAUUUUUAUAUUGAUAUAUUUUUGGGAGAGAAAGAUAUCGCUGAGAAUUGGAAAACAUGACGAAUACAAAUAACAACUCGUUUUAUUAUUCUCUGAGUGGCAACAAACAAGAAGAUGAGAAACUGUUAGAACCGAUCAGAUACAAUCUUCAAGUUCCUGGAAUGCAGAUAAUGACGGCAAAAUUAAUGCAGACUUUUAAUUACUGGCUAAAAAUAUCGCCUGACAGAAUAAAAGCAAUCGAAGAAAUAGUAAUCAUGCUUCACAGCUCGGGCAAUAUACUUGAUGACAUUCAAGAUAAUUCCAUUUUGCGGAAAGGUAUUCCUGUCGCUCAUUCUGUUUUUGGGAUUCCUAGCUCACUAAGUGCUGCCGCUUAUAUAUUAUUCAUUGCUUUGGAACGAGUUAUUAAUUUACGACAUCCUGCAGCAUCAAAAGUAUGUAUAGAACAAUUGUUGGAACUUCAAAGAGGUCAAGGAAUAGAUAUUUUUUGGCGGGAUAAUUUCAUUUGUCCAAGUGAGGAAGAUUACAAGGCUAUGGCAAUAAAAAAGAUUGGUUGUUUCUUUAACUUGCCAAUAAGAUUAAUGAAUUUGUUCUCAACUUACGAAGAAGAUUUAUCGCCGCUAUUAACUCUUUUGAGUUUAUACUAUCAAAUACGUGACGAUUAUUGUAAUUUAUGCCUCAGUGAUUAUACCGAAAAUAUUUAUUGUGAUGAUUUGACUGAAGGAAAAUUCAGCUUACCAAUUAUUCAUGCGCUUAAAACCAAUCCUGAUGAUAAGCAAAUAAUGAAUAUUCUGAAACAACGAACGAAAAAUAUCGAAGUGAAACGUUAUUGCGUUAAAUUAUUAGAGAAAUUUGGCUCUCUCAAGUAUACAAGAAGCGUACUCGAAGAAUUGGAUAUGAAAGCAAGAGCUGAGAUUGAUCGCUUAGGAGGCAAUCCGUUCCUAAUAAAAAUUCUAGAUGAGUUGAAGAAUUGGGAUAGCAACGAAGCGUCCCAAGAUCCCUUAACACGGACAUUUUUAUAAGAAAGAAAGUAUACUCAUAUAGAGAAUAAUUGAUAUUAGAUCCAUUGAAUAUUUUUUAUAGGCAUUAAGGAUAUCCACGAGUAUAUGAAAAUCAGUUAUUAGA
Camponotus floridanus (Florida carpenter ant) is the source of this 1519-nucleotide messenger RNA. RefSeq names its product geranylgeranyl pyrophosphate synthase-like. Gene Ontology annotation, biological process: isoprenoid biosynthetic process. The coding region runs from base 454 to 1416 and encodes 320 amino acids. The record is from RefSeq and is a predicted model, not a curated record. NCBI's taxonomy places the organism in Eukaryota, Metazoa, Arthropoda, Insecta, Hymenoptera, Formicidae. Gene Ontology annotation, molecular function: prenyltransferase activity. The transcript is spliced from 9 exons.